CGGAGGAGAGGCUGCGGGAGAAGGGAGGGACCAGAGGAGAGAGCCAGAGAGGGAUCCAGACCCCAGUUCGCCGACUAAGCAGAAGAAGAUCCAAAAACGCUAAAGAGGAGAAGAACAGUCACUUUUAGGAACAAUCCCCUUAACUCCAAGUCGACAGCGCUCUAGGAAUUCAAACUCAAGUGCCUACCGAAGACAAAGGCGCCCCCAGGGAGUGACGGUGCGACCCCAGGGCGUGGGCCCCGCCGCGGAGCCCGCACUGCCCAGCUGACCCGGCAGUCUCGGACCAUGUCUCCCGCCCCACGACCCUCCCGUUGUCUUCUGCUCCCCCUGCUCACGCUCGGCACCGCGCUCGCCUCCCUCGGCUCGGCCCAAAGCAGCAGCUUCAGCCCCGAAGCCUGGCUACAGCAGUAUGGCUACCUGCCUCCUGGGGACCUACGUACCCACACACAGCGCUCACCUAAGUCAUUCUCAGAGGCCAUCGCUGCCAUGCAGAAGUUCUACGGCUUGCAAGUAACAGGCAAAGCUGAUGCAGACACCAUAAAGGCCAUGAGGCGCCCCCGGUGUGGUGUUCCAGACAAGUUUGGGGCUGAGAUCAAGGCCAAUGUUCGAAGGAAGCGCUAUGCCAUCCAGAGUGUCAAAUGGCAACAUAAUGAAAUCACUUUCUGCAUCCAGAAUUACACCCCCAAGGUGGGCGAGUACGCCACCUACGAGGCCAUUCGCAAGGCGAUCCGAGUGUGGGAGAGCGCCACAUCACUGCGCUUCCGUGAGGUGCCCUAUGCCUACAUCCGUGAGGGCCAUGAGAAGCAGGCCGACAUCAUGAUCUUCUUUGCCGAGGGCUUCCAUGGCGACAGCUCACCCUUCGAUGGUGAGGGCGGCUUCCUGGCCCAUGCCUACUUCCCAGGACCCAACAUUGGAGGGGACACCCACUUUGAUUCUGCUGAGCCUUGGACUCUUGGGAAUGCGAAUCUGGAUGGAAAUGACAUCUUCCUGGUGGCUGUGCACGAGCUAGGCCAUGCCCUGGGGCUCGAGCAUUCCAAUGACCCCUCGGCCAUCAUGGCACCCUAUUACCAGUGGAUGGACACAGAGAACUUUGUGUUGCCUGAUGAUGACCGCCAGGGCAUCCAGCAACUUUAUGGGAGUGAGUCAGGGUCUCCCACCAAGAUGCCCCCUCAAUCCUGGACCACCUCCCGGCCUUCUGUUCCUGAUAAGCCUAAAAAACCCACCUAUGGGCCCAACAUCUGUGAUGGGAACUUUGACACCGUGGCCAUGCUCCGAGGGGAGAUGUUUGUCUUCAAGGAGCGCUGGUUCUGGCGGGUGAGGAAUAACCAAGUAAUGGAUGGAUAUCCAUUGCCCAUUGGCCAAUUCUGGAGGGGCCUGCCUGCAUCCAUCAACACUGCCUAUGAGAGGAAGGAUGGCAAAUUCGUCUUCUUCAAAGGAGACAAACAUUGGGUGUUUGAUGAGGCGUCCCUGGAACCUGGCUACCCCAAGCACAUUAAGGAGCUGGGCCGAGGGCUGCCUGCCGACAGGAUUGAUGCUGCUCUCUUCUGGAUGCCCAAUGGAAAGACCUACUUCUUCCGGGGAAACAAGUACUACCGUUUCAACGAGGAGCUCAGGGCAGUGGACAGCGAGUACCCUAAGAACAUCAAAGUCUGGGAAGGGAUCCCAGAGUCUCCCAGAGGGACAUUCAUGGGCAGCGAUGAAGUCUUCACUUACUUCUACAAGGGGAACAAAUACUGGAAAUUCAACAACCAGAAGCUGAAGGUGGAACCAGGCUACCCCAAGUCAGCCCUUCGGGACUGGAUGGGCUGCCCGUCAGGAGGCCGGCCGGAUGAGGGGACUGAGGAGGAGACAGAGGUGAUCAUCAUCGAGGUGGAUGAGGAGGGCAGCGGGGCAGUGAGCGCAGCUGCCGUGGUGCUGCCCGUGCUGCUGCUGCUCCUAGUGCUGGCGGUGGGCCUUGCGAUCUUCUUCUUCAGACGCCAUGGGACCCCCAGGCGACUGCUCUACUGCCAGCGUUCCCUGCUGGACAAGGUCUGACGCCCACCCCCGGCCUGCCCACUCCUACCACAAGGACUUUGCUUCUGAAGGCCAGUGGCAGCAGGUGGUGGUGGGUGGGCUGCUCCCACCGUCCCGAGUCCUCUCCCCGAAGCCUCCUUGCUUCUUUCUUUUCCCUGGCUGGCCUCCCUCCCUCUGACCCCUCCCCCAAGCCCAGGCAUUGCAUCUUCUCUAGAUGAGUCCCCUGAGGGCUGAGUGAGCGGGUGACCCACUUCCAGCCUCUGCCCUUCAGCGGAACCCUGUAGCUUUGUGUCUGUCCAGUCCCAUCUGAAUGUGUUGGGGGCUCUGCACUUGAAGGCAGGACCCUCAGACCUCGCUGGUAAAGGUCAAAUGGGGUCAUCUGCUCCUUUUCCAUCCCCUGACAUAUCUUAACCUCUGAACUCUGACCUCAGGAGGCUCUGGGCACUCCAGCCCUAAAAGCCCCAGGUGUACCCAAUUGGCAGCCUCUCACUACUCUAAUGGCUAAAAGGAAUCUAAUCUUGUUGGGGGUAGAGACCCUGAGACAGUGUGAGGGGGUGGGGACUGCCCAGCCACCCUAAAACCUUGGGAGGAAAACUCAGAGAGGGUCUUAGUUGCUCAAUCAAGUUCCUCGGAGAUCUGCCUCUGCCUCACCUACCCCAGGGAGCUUCCCAGGAAGAAGCCUGAGCCAUUGGGGACUAAUGGGGCAGAAGAAGCCCUUAGCAGCCCUAUGCCUCUUGAAUGUUAGCCUUGGAUGAGGCUUUCACAGUUAGAAGAGCUAAAACCAGGGGUGCAGCUGUCAGGGUACAAUGAGGCCAGUGGGAAAGGCCCAGGUCAGAACCCUGGGAGUGACCCUGAAGGCCACAGAGAAAGAACCUUGCCCAAACUCAGGCAGCUGGGGCUGAGGCCCAAGGGCAGAGCAGCCAGAGGGGGCAGGAUGGAACCAAAA
Messenger RNA from Cebus imitator (Panamanian white-faced capuchin), 2959 nucleotides. It is a transcript of the gene MMP14, whose product is annotated as matrix metallopeptidase 14. The record is from RefSeq and is a predicted model, not a curated record. Lineage: Eukaryota; Metazoa; Chordata; Mammalia; Primates; Cebidae. Gene Ontology annotation, cellular component: extracellular matrix. Gene Ontology annotation, biological process: skeletal system development; collagen catabolic process; zymogen activation. Gene Ontology annotation, molecular function: zinc ion binding; metalloendopeptidase activity. The coding region runs from base 286 to 2034 and encodes 582 amino acids. The transcript is spliced from 10 exons.